GAGAAACAGAAUUGAGCUGUUUGUGAAGCAGAGAACCUUUUGGGAUUAGAAGCUGCUGCUGAAUAGGUUGGACAAAUGGCGUUUUUCAGGCACCUCCACCAAAAUCUGAGCCUCCCCUCUGUGUCUUCUCUGGUGGACACGCUUAGCAGUGCUGUGGAUGAUCUGACCAGCGCUGUGGGAGAGGUCGGCUACAGUGUGGCUGAUUCGGUAACAGAGCAAGUGACAAACAUGAUAAAUGGCCUUCGUGCAGAAGGUGAGAGCUCCAAAACACAGAAGGAUAAACCUGUGGAAGGCGGAGAGGAACCUACACCAUCGUUACCUCAUUCUCAGGAAAGUCAGGUGAAAGUGAACAGAGCUACUGCAGAACACAAAGAGACUCCUGGUUCUAAUACAUCAGGUUUUGUACAGAAAGAUACAGGUCAGGGUGGAGUAUCUGACUGUGGCAUGGACAAAAACCAGUGCAAGUUAAAAGGCACAGAUAGCAAUAAUCAUUUAAGUGAUGGAGAAGUCACUCAGGAUUCGAAGACUGUAGGAGGACCUUUUAAAAGGGAAGGGGUAGGAGGAAAGGAGUGUUUUGUAAAUGAGAAGUACUUAAAGGAUAACAACCUGAAAAGUAGUAAGUUUACUAUGGAGCAGUCCAUUGAGGAACAAGGUGAUUCCCUACGUGCAGUACCAGGUAACUGUCAGAAUCACUUGACUAGAAGAAUCAAAGCACGGUCACCUGGAGUGGAUGCUGAGGCUUCUGACAAAGUGCACACUGUGAAUGUUCCCCAGGAUUCAGAAACAAAACUUGAAGUACAGAAGCAACAAUUAGCAGACUCCAGCUUGAUGAAGAUGCACGAUGAGCACCCCAAUGGCAUUAGUGAAGUCAAAGGAAAGAAACCUGAAGCCUUUUUGGGCAGAAAGGGAAAAUCUCUAUCGAAGGGUGAAGAUGGUGUGGCAACCCCAAUUGCAAAAGCGGGCCAAAAGAAAAGCUCAAAGAAAUCAGGCAGAGAGCUGUGUGAUAAGAAGACAGCAGGAAAAGACAACUCUUAUAUGAGUAAAGACCAGCAUGGUUCAUCAUCUGAGAGUGAAGAUGAAGCACUGGGUAAAUAUCAUGAGGCCUUGUCUAGAACCCAGAGUUCCAGGCUGCCAGUGGUGGAUGGCAGACAGCAAAAAAACUAUGUAUGGGAAACCAGACAAAAGUAUAGUCCCCUGUCCGCAGAAUAUGAUGGAUACAGUAGUGAAGCCUCAAUAGAUGAAGCAAACUGCAUUCAGAGGAUGAGAAGAACACCUCCCCUGGAUGAACUGCAGCCGCCUCCGUACCAGGAUGAUAGUGGUUCUCCUCAUCUUUCGUGUACGCCUUCGGAAGUCGGAGACAGUAAAUGUGAAUUCUCCCAGUGCAGCAACAGUCCAAGAUGUUCGUACAAGUGCCCAAGUGAGGGAAGCACGGGACACGAAAUAGAAAGCUUUCAUAACAAAGGGUAUGAAGAGGAUGUACCAAGUGAUAGCACAGCUGUCCUUAGUCCAGAGGAUAUGUCAGCUCGAGGAUCGUCUUCACAGCUUCCUAAACCUUUUGAUCCUGAGCCAGUAGCUAAGUACGGCACACUGGAUGUGACUUUUGACUAUGACUCACAGGAACAGAAGCUUUUGGUGACAGUGACAGCUGUCACAGACAUUCCCACUUACAGCAGGACAGGUGGAAGCUCGUGGCAAGUACACCUAGUUCUUCUCCCUAUAAAGAAGCAGAGAGCGAAAACCAGCAUCCAGCGGGGACCGUGCCCUGUCUUCACAGAGACAUUCAAAUUCAAUCACGUGGAGUCAGAGAUGAUUGGGAAUUACGCGGUUCGCUUCAGACUCUACAGCGUACGGCGCAUGAAAAAGGAGAGGGUUGUGGGAGAAAAGGUUUUUUACUUAACCAAAUUGAAUCUUCAAGGGAAGAUGUCAGUGCCAGUGAUACUGGAACCUUCUUACAGCCUGUCUGGCUGUGACUCUCAAAUGAGCAUGUCAGAAGUGUCCUGCAGCGAAAGUACCUCCUCUUGUCAGUCUCUGGUACAUGGCUCAGCUCCAGAAAUCCUCCUUGGCCUCCUUUAUAAUGCUACAACUGGAAGAUUAUCAGCAGAAGUGAUAAAAGGCAGCCACUUCAAAAACUUGGCAGCGAACAGACCACCCAACGGACUGUUCUGUUGUCUAAAACACUUGAUAGGUGGACAGGUUUAUAUAAUCCGAGAUACGUAUGUUAAGUUAACACUGCUGAACUCGAUGGGGCAAGAGAUGUCCAAAUGCAAAACGUCAAUCCGCCGAGGACAGCCAAAUCCAGUGUACAAAGAGACCUUUGUUUUCCAAGUGGCACUGUUUCAGCUUUCCGAUGUGACACUCAUACUGUCUGUGUAUAACAAGCGCAGCAUGAAACGAAAAGAGAUGAUAGGGUGGAUAUCCUUAGGUCUCAACAGCUCAGGAGAAGAUGAACUCAACCACUGGACUGAAAUGAAAGAAUCUAAAGGACAGCAAGUUUGUAGAUGGCAUACUUUACUAGAAUCGUAACGGAUGGUACAAAGUGCAGUCGUGGUUCUAAGAGAUUUUGGUCUCCAGAAGACAGUCGUCCCCGGUAACAAUCAACAGAUGCGUUGUGGAAGUAAAGUAUGAAAACUGAGGUCAACAUUCCAUCAUAAAGAAUGCACAACAUGCAAACUGGGUGGAUUUAAUAGAUAAUCUUCACUUAGAGUCCUGCGUACGCUUCCUCGGUGACAGAGAAGCCUUGCUGUACACAGAUACGUUAGUGGUCCCUCUCCCGUCUACCUGAUGCUGUAUUUGUUUGGGUUUGUUUUGUGGUUUUGGAUUCAGAAACAUUUUAUGUAAGGUUCUCCAAAUCAGUGUAAGCUCCUCCUUGUGUAAUUUUUGUAUUGCUCUAACACUGUAGCUUCUGACCUGCCUGUGUUCAGAUUAAAGGGCAAUAAUUUGCA
Messenger RNA from Neopsephotus bourkii (Bourke's parrot), 2942 nucleotides. RefSeq names its product synaptotagmin 14 (gene SYT14). The transcript has 7 exons. The record is from RefSeq and is a predicted model, not a curated record. The coding region runs from base 76 to 2523 and encodes 815 amino acids. NCBI's taxonomy places the organism in Eukaryota, Metazoa, Chordata, Aves, Psittaciformes, Psittacidae.